This is a messenger RNA of Capsicum annuum, 1126 nucleotides long. Its product is annotated as ATP-dependent Clp protease proteolytic subunit 2, mitochondrial. The transcript has 2 exons. Gene Ontology annotation, cellular component: endopeptidase Clp complex. NCBI's taxonomy places the organism in Eukaryota, Viridiplantae, Streptophyta, Magnoliopsida, Solanales, Solanaceae. Gene Ontology annotation, biological process: protein quality control for misfolded or incompletely synthesized proteins. Bases 117 to 827 code for a protein of 236 amino acids. Gene Ontology annotation, molecular function: ATPase binding; ATP-dependent peptidase activity; serine-type endopeptidase activity. The record is from RefSeq and is a predicted model, not a curated record.
GCGGAGAAAUUUUAAAAAAAAUAAAAAAUACCAAACAUAAAAACACUUUUACAUAUAUUCCAUUUUUCCUCUCACUUGCUUUCUUUCUCCAAUCCAAGAUUCAUCUCAACUCAACAAUGAGCACCCAAAUCCUUCACAAACUGUGGCACCAAAGAAUCAAUACAACCCCUUUGAAUAGCAAGAGAUUUUAUGGGUUAAUACCAAUGGUAAUUGAACAUUCUUCAAGAGGAGAAAGGGCAUAUGACAUAUUCUCAAGGCUCUUAAAGGAGAGAAUUAUAUGUAUCAAUGGUCCAAUUAAUGAUGCCACUUCUCAUGUUGUUGUUGCUCAGCUUCUUUAUCUUGAAUCUGAAAACCCCUCUAAGCCUAUUCACAUGUACCUCAAUUCUCCUGGUGGUGCUGUUACUGCUGGUCUUGCGAUCUAUGAUACAAUGCAGUAUAUCCGAUCUCCAAUUAAUACUAUAUGUCUAGGUCAGGCAGCUUCCAUGGGAUCUCUUCUCUUAGCUGCUGGCGCAAAGGGUGAGAGACGAUCUCUCCCUAAUGCUUCAAUCAUGAUUCAUCAGCCUUCGGGUGGAUAUAGUGGACAGGCUAAAGAUUUGACAAUCCACACAAAACAGAUUGUUCGAGUGUGGGAUACUCUGAAUGGUUUAUAUGUGAAGCAUACGGGACAACCUAUCGACAUAAUUCAGAAGAAUAUGGAUAGGGAUUAUUUCAUGACACCUGAAGAGGCUAAGGAGUUUGGAAUAAUCGACGAGGUUAUAGAUGAAAGACCAAUGGCUUUAGUAACUGAUGCUAUUGCAAAUGAAACCAAAGAGAAAGGCUCAAGUUAGAAUUUGCAGUCACAGCGACUCCAUCGUUGUCUCUUCGUUGACGUUACCAUUUCUAACUAGUUCUCCAUUUUUGAUUUACUUUCUUGUAUUUUGUUUCAAUGAGAUGAUCAUCUCAUUACUUUGUUUUCCUAAUUAUUUGUUUUAGUGAGUUUAUGAGCUUGAUUAAUUUAAGGUACUUUUAGAUAGAAUGAUUUAAAGUAUUCUGAGCUAAGUUGAUCAAUUUAGUAACUUUUUGGACUAAUUUUGGCAGAACAACUCUUGGAUAAAUCUGAAAAUUCUUAGCACUUUGCUUGAGUAAA